GAGGCGGCGGCCGCGGCGCUCGUCAUGCGGGGCCGGCCGGCGGCGGGAAGCGGCGCGCGGGCCGCAACAUGGCGACCGCCAUGUACCUGGAGCACUACCUGGACAGUAUCGAGAACCUGCCCUGCGAGCUGCAGAGGAACUUCCAGCUGAUGCGGGAGCUGGACCAGAGGACUGAAGAUAAGAAGGCAGAGAUCGACAGCCUGGCCGCAGAGUACAUCGAGUCGGUGAGGAACAUGCUGCCUGCAGAGAGAGUGGAACACCUCAAGAAGAUCCAGAGUGCCUACAGCAAAUGCAAAGAGUACAGCGAUGACAAGGUGCAGCUGGCCAUGCAGACCUACGAGAUGGUGGAUAAGCACAUCCGGCGGCUGGACGCGGACCUGGCGCGCUUCGAGGCGGAUCUGAAGGACAAGCUGGAGGGCAGCGACUUCGAAACCCCCACGUCUCGCAGCCUCAAAAAGGGACGAAGUCAGAAGGACAAAAGAGGCUCUCGGGGUCGAGGCAGGAGAACGUCUGAAGAGGACACACCAAAGAAAAAGAAGCUGAAAGGAGGGUCAGAGUUUGCUGAUGCCAUCCUGUCAGUGCAUCCCUCUGAUGUCCUGGACAUGCCAGUGGACCCCAACGAGCCCACCUAUUGCCUGUGCCACCAGGUGUCCUACGGGGAGAUGAUCGGCUGCGACAACCCUGACUGCCCAAUUGAAUGGUUCCACUUUGCUUGUGUGGACCUCACCACCAAACCAAAAGGGAAAUGGUUUUGUCCUCGUUGUAUUCAGGAAAGAAAGAAAAAGAAGUAGAGGGGAAUGCAUCCUGUGAGGCAAGAAGAGUUUAAUAUAUUCCUGCAUUCAUGUUGCAAUAUGAUCUUUGAUUUUUUGUUGCUGGUGUUUUGUUUGUACCCUGCCCUCCUUCCCUCUCUGGUGUGAGGUUCAGUGUCCACUGGCCAGUUGUAAUUGCUGUUCUGUUGUAAGGAAAUGACUUUGGGGGUCCCAAAUCCCUUUGCCACGGGGCUUUUGGUGAUGCCACACUUGCACAGCACUGCAGUGGGUGUUGCUGUGAGAGACUGGGGCAGGCAGUGGCUGUGGUCUCUGCUGCUUUGUGGGAGUCUGUGACACUGUGAGGCACUGCAGGAGAGGGAAACACCCGCUGCUUCUGCCAAAUAGCUUGGGCCUGGAGCCUGCUGUGGCAGAGGAGAAGGGAUUUUCUUUGAUGGGGCCUGCUUGAAAGAGGCAGGCUCCAUUGUCUGUGUGUGAAUUCCACUUGUGGUGUGAGUUUGUAGAACAGGAGAGCUGCUUAAAUGCUUUCCAGCACCUUUCCUCAAAGCCAAGCACCUGCUCCUGUCAGACAGGGGGGAGUUGGGAGAGAGGUGUGCUCACAGCUUCUCUCCUGGGGAAUGUCUUCUGUCUGCCUUUGCACUGCCUUUGUUUCACCUGUUCUUGCCCCCAUUCAUGUGAACCUUAACAGAAACCAAACGUUGGGCUUUUCACCUCCUUCUAAGAAGGGUUUGUCUCUUCUGGGGAGAGAAGUUGUGCCUGUCCCAGAGCUGUGCUGCAGUGCUGCUCAGUGACAGGGACACGGCCAGGGCAGGUUGCCUUUUCUGGCCCUCCUGUUCCUCUGAAGUACAUUACUGUGAGGGUGAUGAAAGCUGCAGUGUUCUUCUGGAGACAGGUGUGAUUUAUUGCUGGAAUAAGAUGAAGGCCUGAGUGUUUGUGUUUGCCUGUGUUGCAGCAGGGUAAAUGAGGAAGACAAGCUUGAGGGGAAGGCUCUGUGGGAUGAUGACUGGAGGGCAGCCCGCUGGGGCUCUGAGGAGGAGCCCUGCUGGUGCAGAAAGCCAUGCAGCAGGAAUGUCCUACAAUGGCUUGUCUUGUUUUAUUUCAAUGGGGACACAUUUGCAUGUUCUUGACUUCUUUAAGCUGCCUUUCAGACUGUGAAUGUGAAUCCUUGCUGUCACAACAGAGAGGGGUGCUGCAGGGGAAGGGAGAGAGGGAAAGCAGGAGCAGCAAAACAAAAGUCUUUCAGUUUUCCUCCUUCCUCUUGGAGUGGAAGUGGAAGUUGAGGCAAGAGCAGAGAGGCUCUUGUCUUCUCUCUCCCUUUUAUCAUGGGCUUACAGUAAAAAGUGUGAUGGGGAAAGGGGUUUCUGCUGGUGGAGGGGAGAAAAAAGCCUCCAACAGACCCUGUCCGUGCAGCAGCAGGGCUGGGGGUUCCUUCCCCCCCGGGGUUCCCCCCACAGUGUUCUGGGCUUUGCUGGCUGUUGCUGCAGCUCAGUGCAGAGCUGUGUGCUGCUUUACACACCCCUGUGCAGCAGCUCUGGGUGAGGGCUGCUGGAAGGCCAUUCAGAAGCAUACAGAUAAGCUUUAGCUCUGCCCUACAAGCAGUCUGCAGAGACAGUACACAAGAGGAAAAUAAACCCACCUCUAGUCUGAUUUUGGCACCUGUUUCCAAAAGAAAAAAGGGACCUUUUCUCCCCCCUCACUGUUUUACUGACCCUUUUCCUUGUGUUUUGCAAUGAGGGAAAGUACAAAACAGCUCUUGCCAGUUUCCCUUCCCUACUUUGGGCUUUGUAGUCGCUGCAGGUACUUCGAGAGUGGCCUGGAAGGAGCCUCUUGGUGCCCAGACAGCUCUUCUGUGAAAGUUUUGAUUUCAUUGCAUUUGCUGUGGGUGGAAAAAACCCCAAACCCAGACCUGCCUCCAAAGUCCUGUCAUUCAAAGUGUGGGGCCGUGUGUGCCUUCACUCUGCUGCAUCUCUCCACAGGGGUGUGUGAGGCUCCCAGGCUCAGCCCUGGGGCUGGGGCUGUUUGUUGCUGUUGGAGAGGGGCCCUGAGAGCGGGCAGCAGAGCAGCAGCAGCUCCCUGAAGGGAAGGAGAAUGAGCACAGCCAUGCAGCCCUUGGCUCAGACACACAGUCACCCUCUUCUUUCUGCCUCUCUUCUGGAGAACACAGUGAAUUGUGAUACCUCAUGAGCAGCCUGUGGUGCAGUGAGCAGGGAGUGGGACUGUCCCUCAUUGCCAGGGCUGCUGCUGCUCCUCUGUUGUCCCCUUCCAUCCAGUGCUGUUGUUUGUCACUUCUCUGUUUGAGCUAAGGCUUUAUGAGUAGUGGUAUUACCAUAGCUUGAUUCAAAUCAAGUGCUUGAUCCCCAGACUCCCCCUGCAGCCUCUCUACUGGGGGUGAGUGUGGGGUGACCCCCCUCAGCUUGGGGCAGGACAGCAGAGCGUCAGCCAGCGCUGCUGGGGGCUCACAACAGCAGGCACUCUGCGUUUCCACCAGCAAAGGAGAGGGAGAAAUAAGCUCUAGCAGUAACUGUGAGCCCUCAGAGGGGACCCUGCACAGGCUGGGUCCAGCCUGCCCCUUUUCCCUGUGACGUUACGUCUCGAAUGUGUCGGAACAUCCCCCGUAAGGUACCAGCAAUAAUCCGUCCCGCGCGGGGCACAGCCGUGGGGGCUCCCACGGGCUCAGGAGCGUCUCUUGGCCGCCUGCACUCGGCUCCAGAGAUGGUUUUUUAAACUCCUUUUAGACAGAAAUACCAGCAGCCUUCAUUUCUGCCUCCAAAGGGAUCGAAACCCUUCUCCUGAAUGUUGAAUGUACCGUGGUAAAUCUGCUUCUGUGGAGAAGGGAGACCGAGACUGUGAGACAGCUCAAGGAAUGUUCUGCUGAAGGUUGUCCAAAGGCCCCCUGGGCUUCAGCUUUGGGCUUCAGCUUCAGCACAGCUCAGCCAAAGGGGAGGCAAAGUGACUUUAACCCCCUUGUCCUUAUCUUGGAAAGGAAUUCCGCCCGUGUUCCCUUUCUACGUGGCAGAGUGUAAAUCUUUGUAUUGAAAACAAAGGACUGUAAAGCUACCAAAUGUACAGCUGUAUUUUUGGAUCACGGAAUAGAGAAUGGAUAUAUUGUUAUAAAUAAAGUAUUUUUGGGAACAGAG
Molecule: messenger RNA, 3904 nt
Organism: Colius striatus (speckled mousebird)
Lineage: Eukaryota; Metazoa; Chordata; Aves; Coliiformes; Coliidae
Gene: ING5
Product: inhibitor of growth family member 5
Exons: 8
Coding region: 69-791 (240 amino acids)
Biological process (GO): regulation of DNA-templated transcription
Cellular component (GO): nucleus
Source: RefSeq, a predicted model, not a curated record